This is a messenger RNA of Molossus molossus (Pallas's mastiff bat), 1618 nucleotides long. It is a transcript of the gene RCN3, whose product is annotated as reticulocalbin 3. Gene Ontology annotation, molecular function: calcium ion binding. The record is from RefSeq and is a predicted model, not a curated record. Lineage: Eukaryota; Metazoa; Chordata; Mammalia; Chiroptera; Molossidae. Bases 183 to 1166 code for a protein of 327 amino acids. Gene Ontology annotation, cellular component: endoplasmic reticulum. The transcript has 7 exons.
GAGGCGGAGCCUGGCUGGAGAGCAGCCAAGUUGGGCAUCUUUCUGGAGAAAGCGGAGCCGAGCAUGGAGAACUCAGUGAGGCGGGAUAACCUGGUCUCCCCUCCCCCUAUCCUCCUGUCUGGUCUCUGUCGUUUUCCUGUGACCCCUGACUCCUAGCCUCCGCCACUCCUCAGGGACUGACGAUGUGGCGACCAUCACUUCUGCUGCUGCUCUUGCUGCUCAGGCACGGGGCCCAGGGGAAGCCCUCCCCCGAGGCCGGCCCUCAUGGCCAGGGAAGGGUGCACCACCAGGCUCCCCUGAGCGAGGCUGCUCAUGAUGACGCCCAUGGGAACUUCCAGUACGACCAUGAGGCUUUCCUGGGACGAGAGGUGGCCAAAGAAUUCGACCAGCUCAGCCCAGAGGAAAGCCAAGCCCGUCUGGGGCGCAUCGUGGACCGCAUGGACCGCGCCGGGGACGGGGACGGCUGGGUGUCGCUGGCUGAGCUCCGCUCGUGGAUCGCACACACGCAGCAACGGCACAUACGAGACUCGGUGAGCGCGGCCUGGAACACGUACGACACCGACCGCGAUGGGCGUGUAGGUUGGGAGGAGCUGCGCAACGCCACCUAUGGCUACUAUGCACCUGGAGAAGAAUUUCACGAUGUGGAAGAUGCAGAGACCUACAAGAAGAUGCUGACUCGGGACGAGCGGCGUUUCCGGGUGGCUGACCAGGAUGGGGACCUGAUGGCUACUCGGGAAGAGCUGACAGCCUUCCUGCACCCGGAGGAAUUCCCUCACAUGAGGGAUAUCGUGGUUGCUGAAACCCUGGAGGACCUGGACAAGAACAAAGAUGGCUACAUCCAAGUGGACGAAUAUAUUGCGGACCUGUACUCUGCGGAGCCCGGGGAGGAGGAGCCCGCCUGGGUGCAGACGGAGCGGGAGCAGUUCCGGGACUUCCGGGAUCUGAACAAGGACGGGCGGCUGGACGGCAGUGAGGUCGGCCACUGGGUGCUGCCCCCGGCCCAGGACCAGCCACUGGUGGAGGCCAACCACUUGCUGCACGAGAGCGACACGGACAAGGACGGGCGUCUGAGUAAGGCCGAGAUCUUGGGCAACUGGAACAUGUUCGUGGGCAGCCAGGCCACCAACUAUGGAGAGGACCUGACGCGUCACCACGAUGAGCUCUGAGCCUCGUGUGCCCACCACAGCCUCGUGGUCCCCUGGGGUGACCUGAGGAGGGGUGCCAAUGGCCAGGUCCCUCCUCCAUGUCCAGCCCUGCAAGACUCGGACACAGCUCGUGGUGUCCCCCUGUUCCUGGGCUCUCACGGACCCACCUGGUCAAGUUCUCUCCCUGAGACACCUCGGCCGCUCUCAGGCCUCUCCACCCCACCCCGGGGGCUCUCACAGACCUGAAGGGUGGGGGACCAGCCACUGGCAGAAUCUCCCAGCCCAGCCCACGGCCCCCCACACCAAGCUCAGCCUCCAAGAGCCUCUGCUGACAACACAGCUCCAAAUCUGAGCCUCACUUCACAGACAGGAAACACUGCCCCCUGGCUGCAGCCCUGCGUUUGCCCAGAGGCACCGCCCCAGACACCUCCUCUCUGCCAGGGAGGCAAUAAAAUCCAGUGCUGCGGCCUCAA